CCUCUCUCUCUCCCUAAACUUUUGAAUCCUAUUUUUUCUCUCUCCAAACAGGAGUAAGAACGUCUCCAAGUUUCCAUUCCUCUCCAGCCCUGAGAAACAAUUCGAGAUUCGCAAUGUCUCGCAUCACAGAGGAAGAAUUGGAAAUGGAAUACUAUAGAAGACUAAAGGAUGGGUCCGCCAAGAUUAAGACUUCUGAUUCUAGAUAUAGAUGCCCAUUCUGCGUUGAAGACAGAAAAAAGUAUGACAGAUCAAAGGAGCUUCUCUACCAUGCUUCUGAUUUCAGUAGAGCCUCGUAUAAAAGGGAAUUAAAAGAGAGAGCUAAGCACUCAGCAUUAGAGAGGUAUAUAAAGAAGUAUUAUUAUGAUACUAAAGACCGGAAAGAGCCAUCUAGAAAGGUUGAACGUGAAACACCCGAUCAUGAAGAGAAAUUUGUUUGGCCUUCUAUGGGAAUUCUGGCUAACAUUAGAACUGAAUUGAGAAACGGGAAACGUGUUGCUGAAAGUGGCUCAAAACUUAGAGAUGGGUUUAUUAGGAAAGGUUUGAACCCUGUGAAGGUUAUUCCUCUGUGGAACCACCUAGGCCAUUCAGGAUUUGCAAUUGUUGAGUUCGACAAAAACUGGGCCGGUUUUGAGAAUGCGAUGGCAUUUGAAAGGAGCCUCGAUGCGGAUAACUGUGGGAAGAGGGCUUAUGAGACGGACAGGAAUCGAGGAGAGAAAGUCUAUGGAUGGAUUGCCCGAGAGGAUGACUAUAAAUCCACGAACAUUGUUGGAGGUCAUCUUCGUAAGCAUGGGGAUUUAAAAACUGUCUCUGAAAAACAAGCUGAAGAUCACAGAAAAGAUUCAAAGCUUGUAUCUAAACUAACAGACACCUUAGUAACGAAGAGCAUGUGCCUCAAAGAGAUGGAGAGCAAGUACACUGAGACCGUUCUAUCCUUCAGACAAAUGGUGAGCGAAAGAGAUGCAAUUCUACAAGAUUACAAUGAAGAAAAAAUAAAAAUGCAACAGAAUGAACGUGAGCACUUCGAGAAGUUCAUCAAGGGGCAUGAAAAGUUCAGACAGGACUUGAAAAGGCAAAGGGAGGAGCUUGAGUCACGGGAGAAAGAAUUGAAAAAAAGAACGUUCCAUGAUGAUUGUGAGAGAAGAAAACUCAUCUAUGAGAAGAAACUGAUUGAGAAGGCUACCUUAGAGGAAAAGAAGGCUGAUGAGAAAAUGUUCCAGUUGGCAAAAGAACAAAAGAAACAAAAGGAAGAACUCCAUAAAAAAAUCAUUGACCUGGAAAAGAAACUUGAUAAGAAACAAGCUUUGGAGUUGACAAUAGAGCGGUAUAGAGGAGCUUUAGAAGUAAUGAAACAUAUGGGUGCGGAUGAGGAUAUGAAACUCAAGAAAGAGAUGGAUGAAAUCAAAGAAAAUCUAAAAGAAAAGGAAGAAGAGAUGGAAGCUCUAGAAGAACUUAACCAAGCACUCAUUAUCAAGGAGCGUAGAAGCAAUGACGAGCUGCAGGAUGCUCGUAAGGAGACAAUCAAUGGACUGAGGGAGGACUCGUCACGCCGUGGUGCCCGCCCUACAAUUGGCGUGAAAGGAUUGGGAGGUCUUCAUAGCAAACCAUUCAUCGCUGCUGCUAAAAGGAAAUUCCCUGAUGAAGAAGCAUCAGUAAAAGCAAGAGAGUUAUGGUCAAUGUGGGAUUCCCAUCUUAGGGAUCCGAGCUGGCAUCCCUUCAAGGUUAUCACAGAUAAAGGCAAAGCAGUGGAAAUAAUCGAUGAGGAAGAUGAGAAGUUGAAGAAUUUAAAAGACGAUCUCGGUGAUGAAGUUUAUGAGGCCGUGGUAAGAGCUCUGAAGGAAGUGAACCAGUAUAAUCCGAGUGGUAGGUACAUAGUACCAGAACUCUGGAAUUUUAAAGAGGAUAGAAGGGCAAGACUGAAAGAGGGACUGGACUUUAUAUUGAGGAAAUGGAAAACACUUAAACGAAGUCGAAACUGAAGAGAAGAUGUGCAUUAAUCUUAGCAAUAUUUUGGAGAAGGCGCUGAGAAUUUUGAGGGGCACAACUUCAAUUGACUUUCAAGGACCAAUCUUUGAUCGCUGUUUGAUUGGGCUAGACGAUAGAUGGAUUGGGCUUUUGUUUCCCCUGCACCUUAGUUUUGAGUUUUUCGUGUACAUAGCUCUUUGGGACAAAGAG
Morus notabilis is the source of this 2172-nucleotide messenger RNA. Its product is annotated as factor of DNA methylation 4. Bases 114 to 1976 code for a protein of 620 amino acids. Gene Ontology annotation, biological process: gene silencing by siRNA-directed DNA methylation. The transcript is spliced from 8 exons. Lineage: Eukaryota; Viridiplantae; Streptophyta; Magnoliopsida; Rosales; Moraceae. The record is from RefSeq and is a predicted model, not a curated record.